AGAGGCGGGUUGACGCACCUUCUAGCUACGGCCGGCGCCAUGAAGCUCAACGUGGACGGGCUGCUGGUCUACUUCCCGUACGACUACAUCUACCCGGAGCAGUUUUCCUACAUGCUGGAGCUCAAACGCACGCUGGAUGCCAAGGGUCAUGGAGUCCUGGAGAUGCCCUCAGGCACUGGGAAGACAGUGUCCCUGUUGGCCCUGAUCAUGGCAUACCAGCGGGCAUACCCGCUGGAGGUGACUAAACUCAUCUACUGCUCAAGGACGGUGCCUGAGAUUGAGAAGGUCAUUGAAGAACUUCGGAAGUUGCUCAACUUCUAUGAGAAGCAGGAGGGUGAGAAGCUGUCGUUUUUGGGCCUGGCUCUGAGCUCUCGAAAGAACCUGUGUAUUCAUCCCGAGGUGACGCCCCUGCGCUUCGGGAAAGAUGUGGAUGGGAAGUGCCACAGCCUCACAGCCUCCUACGUGCGGGCGCAGUACCAGCAGGACACCAGCCUGCCCCACUGCCGCUUCUACGAGGAAUUUGACAUUCACGGGCGCCAGGUGCCCCUCCCUGCGGGCAUCUACAACCUGGAUGAUCUGAAGGCCAUGGGGCGGCGCCAGGGCUGGUGCCCGUACUUCCUUGCCCGCUACUCGAUCCUGCAUGCCAACGUGGUGGUUUACAGCUACCACUACCUCCUGGACCCCAAGAUUGCAGACCUGGUGUCCAAGGAGCUGGCCCGCAAGGCUGUCGUGGUCUUCGAUGAGGCCCACAACAUCGACAAUGUCUGCAUCGACUCUAUGAGCGUCAACCUCACCCGCCGGACCCUCGACAGAUGCCAGGGCAACCUGGAGACCCUGCAGAAGACAGUGCUCAGCAUCAAGCAGACAGAUGAGCAGCGUCUUCGGGACGAGUACCAGCGCCUCGUGGAGGGCUUGCGGGAGGCCAGUGUCGCCCGGGAGACUGACGCCCACCUGGCCAACCCUGUGCUGCCCGACGAGGUGCUGCAGGAGGCUGUGCCGGGCUCCAUCCGCACGGCUGAGCACUUCCUGGGCUUCCUGCGGCGGCUGUUGGAGUACGUCAAGUGGCGCCUGCGCGUGCAGCAUGUGGUGCAGGAGAGCCCCCCCGCCUUCCUGAGCGGCCUGGCCCAGCGCGUGUGCAUCCAGCGCAAGCCCCUCAGGUUCUGCGCAGAGCGCCUCCGCUCCCUCCUGCACACCUUGGAGAUCACCGACCUCGCCGACUUCUCCCCGCUCACCCUCCUGGCUAACUUUGCCACCCUAGUCAGCACCUACGCCAAGGGGUUCACCAUCAUCAUCGAGCCCUUUGACGACAGGACCCCCACCAUUGCCAACCCCGUCCUGCACUUCAGCUGCAUGGACGCCUCGCUGGCCAUCAAACCCGUAUUCGAGCGCUUCCAGUCGGUCAUCAUCACGUCUGGGACGCUGUCCCCGCUGGACAUCUACCCCCGGAUCCUGGACUUCCACCCUGUCACCAUGGCAACCUUCACCAUGACACUGGCCCGGGUCUGCCUGUGCCCCAUGAUCAUCGGCCGUGGCAACGAUCAGGUGGCCAUCAGCUCCAAAUUUGAGACCAGAGAUGAUAUUGCGGUGAUCCGCAACUACGGAAACCUCCUGCUGGAGAUGUCCGCCGUGGUCCCCGACGGCAUCGUGGCCUUCUUCACCAGCUACCAGUACAUGGAGAGCACCGUGGCCUCCUGGUACGAGCAGGGCAUCCUCGAGAACAUUCAGAGGAACAAGCUGCUCUUUAUCGAGACCCAGGACGGGGCCGAGACCAGUGUCGCCCUGGAGAAGUACCAGGAGGCCUGCGAGAACGGCCGCGGGGCCAUCCUGCUGUCGGUGGCUCGAGGCAAAGUGUCCGAGGGCAUCGACUUUGUGCACCACUUCGGGCGGGCUGUCAUCAUGUUUGGUGUCCCCUACGUCUACACCCAGAGCCGCAUUCUCAAGGCGCGGCUGGAAUACCUGCGGGACCAGUUCCAGAUCCGUGAGAACGACUUUCUCACUUUUGAUGCCAUGCGCCAUGCGGCCCAGUGUGUGGGUCGGGCCAUCAGGGGCAAGACAGACUACGGCCUCAUGAUCUUCGCAGACAAGCGGUUUGCCCGGGCAGACAAGCGGGGGAAGCUGCCCCGCUGGAUCCAGGAGCACCUCACGGACGCCAACCUCAACCUGACCGUGGACGAGGGAGUCCAGGUGGCCAAGUAUUUCCUGCGGCAGAUGGCGCAGCCGUUCCACAGGGAGGAUCAGCUGGGCCUGUCCCUGCUCAGCCUGGAGCAGCUGGAGUCCGAGGAGACGCUGCGGAGGAUCCAACAGAUUGCACAGCAGCUGUAGCGCGAGGGGGACCAGCGCGUCCUGGGGGGCCUCGCUCCCACCCUGGGGAGGCCGCCCCAGCACAGGGGAGACGGGAGCCUCAGAAGCUUCUGGAGCAGGAUGAGGGGAGGGACUGCAGAUACCAGGGCUCUUGGCCGACCUGACCAGCACUCACCCGGCUGCGCCCGCUGCCCCCUCGCCUCUGAGACGGGAGACCAGCUUCUCACUCCCACGCCGGAUGGACUCACGGAACUUGGAGAACGAGCUGCUCCGACGAAGGGUCUGGGGAGGGACACCGUCAGUCCCCACAUCCCACCCAGUUCCCGUGCCCGCCCUGCCCCCUGGAGCUGAAGCGAAGCCCAUCCUCACCUGUUGUCUUGCAUCACCAGCUGCGCCUGUGUUGGGGGCUCCUGAGGGACAGAUGGGGAACAUUGUGGUCGGGACCCUAAGAAGCCACUU
Pteronotus mesoamericanus is the source of this 2760-nucleotide messenger RNA. RefSeq names its product ERCC excision repair 2, TFIIH core complex helicase subunit (gene ERCC2). Lineage: Eukaryota; Metazoa; Chordata; Mammalia; Chiroptera; Mormoopidae. Gene Ontology annotation, cellular component: nucleus. The record is from RefSeq and is a predicted model, not a curated record. Gene Ontology annotation, molecular function: DNA helicase activity; damaged DNA binding; hydrolase activity, acting on acid anhydrides, in phosphorus-containing anhydrides. The transcript has 24 exons. Gene Ontology annotation, biological process: nucleotide-excision repair; positive regulation of mitotic recombination; transcription by RNA polymerase II. The coding region runs from base 40 to 2322 and encodes 760 amino acids.